AGGUGCACCGCACCCACAGCAGAAGCGCACGCGCAACGUAAUAUUCCCUUCUUGGGUACGCCAGCAGGCACCUGCGCCCGGCGAGAAGCAGCACAAAGCACUCGCCCCUUUCUCCCCGCGCAUAAUCACCUUCUGUCCUGUGCUGCUCUUCGUCCGUUAUGCGCUUACUUUGAGUGCAGCAUACCUCGGUGAUACUUUCUGCACUAGGUCCUCGCGAUGCUUGUCGCUGCACCAUUUGAACGGUCUUCGGAGGUUGUAGUCUGUGAUGCACUGCUUGUCAACCCUGGUGUGACGAGCCUUAUGAGGAUGAUUAAAAUGAUGGAGCCAAUUGCUGCAAUCGCUUUGUGUGUCGCGGCGUUUCCCAUGGCUGCCCUGCGUCGGUCGUGGCCUAUCAUGAAAGAAAUAACAUCUAAGCUCGGUUACUGUCUCCGCACUGGUACAGCGCGCCUCGCCGAGAUCCUAGUAGCAUGCUUCAGCAAGAUUGCGCACAUGUCGUCUAGCGUUGCUCGUUACAUCGCUAUGUUCAUGAUAACUGCAUAUAGGUGGCUGCUCUUCAUAAUUCACCGGGUACAUGCUUUGCUCGCUGCCUGCCUCUGCUGGAUCUCAAUGGGUAUCAAGGCGAUCCACCAUGUCGUUCAGAGAAAACCGGCCACGAAAGCACAAAUUCCGAUCAUUACCAUAACGCCUGCUGAAAAUCCCGAGACGAGCGCAUGUGAGAGUGUCAUGAUUGCUGCGCUGCUGGAGGAAAUCAGCGAUGGAGCUACUGGAGUCAAGCCGCUUCUGGGGGAUGCAAGCCCAAAUUCCGAAGAUUGUCCCACAGACGACGUCAUCGUCGAGUCGCAGAUAGAUAAACCCCUGCUCCAUGCAUCUCGCGGUCAGGUCGGUGGUGAAGAGCUCUUGGUUGUCGAACAGCACGUCUUAUUGGACGGACAGGAUGUGCAUACCAAGUGUCUAGACCACGAAAUCAGGCCAGACGCUCCUGGCGAUACCCUGCCUGGCGCGAUGACCGGGAAACCUGAGAUUCACGCCAUCUGUUCACGGGAUUCUGGGGGCCCAGUGGUAGUUAAAAUCGAGGGUCCAGUCGCCUAUUCGCCACUAGUGCCUUCUGGGGAUGAUGAAGCAACGGCAACAGCCUCAAUUCCUUGCAAAGCAGGGUAUCCUAUUACGCGACUGGCGCCAAAGGAAAGAGCUCCUGGUGAGCAGCCGACGUACUCGGAAGGCGUCUACCAAAAAACUAUUCCUGGCAGCGCCGAGCUUGGAGCUAAGAAACAGGAGAGUAGCUAUAAUAAUCAGGAUGUUCUCAAUCCGUGUGUCGUGAUUGAUGUUCCUGAAUCGAAAGGUCCUAGUCAUUGUCUAGGGACUACGACAUCAACGGACGAAUCCCCUAGCGAUCCAGCUGUGGAAAGCAUAAAGCCUUACAGGGCCGUCCAGCCCCCACUACCGGCGUGUUCCUUGACACCUAGCCGCAGCACGGCAUCUGAGCUGUCAUUGAUUGUCCAGGGCGAGAAUGGAAAGCGGCUUAACGCUUCAACUGUUUCGCGUCAGAAGAACAGCGAUCAAUGCGAAGACAACAGCCCCAACAAAAUAUGCUUCUCGCUGGGUAAUGAAACGUUCAUGCCCGAGGCGAUUAUGGAAACGAAAGAGUCAGCCAUCAUCCCCUCUGUUCCCCCCUCUUCGGCUCCACGGAAGACGAACAGUAGUUUGUUUAUGACGAUACCGGAGGCUUCGACACCUGGCGAAUUUCCCUCUGCGCAGCUGUCUGCACACAAUGCUCAACUGUUGACAUCUCCGAACACCAAGGAAUGCCCUUCAAGCAUAAAGGAAGGCCCUACCAAAAUAGCGUCAGACGACAAACUUUAUUCCACAUCUAACUCCAAUCCCGAAGGUCGGGAGCCAACUAGUGAGAUAUGGGAUUUUCCAAAAUCGGGAACGAACGCACCAUUUCACCGGUUCUUGUCGGCAUCUAUCCAUGCUCCUUCGGGACAGUCACCAGAACCGGCGGUUCAUUGUACUGGGGGAGCCAUCGAGGCCAGCCCCGCAAUGCCCCAGUCAGGAAGACCGCCACACGUUGUUCUUAGCAAGAACUCCUUGAAUCAUCGGGCGGCGUCUUUCACACCGCACGGCUUGGUUCUGAAAAGUACGUCGACGACAUAUGAUCCGCCUCUGCGACUCGUUGGACCAGGCCUGGAACAGGGCGACCAUGCUCUGAGUCUGAACCGCCCAAACCAUACCCAUUCAAGGAAGUACAUGGCUGAUCUACCUGAUCACACUGCAAAGGUUUACGGACUGCAGCCCUUGCACUCUGCUGGAACCUACGCGACUCAUCGAAACGUUCCCCCUCAGAUGGCCGUUUCGGGUUCCAAUCACGUAACAACCUACAGAGCUCCUUCAACACGCGGGCUCGUCCCAGAUUGGGCUGCUGAGGCUGCUGCAGAGCGAAGGUCUGUAGAUAUGCAUAUCUCCGCGCCGAAAGUGUAUCUAGGAACACCAGCAGCCCGUGCAUCCUCGUUGCACCAGCCUUCAGGUACAACGACAAUACGCAUGCCCAUUCCGGAAGAUAUUUUCAGUCCAGCUCCCCAACGUGUCGCAUCCAAAGUGGCCAGAUGGGCCGCCGAAGUAAACCGCGUGCGAGAGCCUGCAAUGAGUCAAAUUCUCGAGGGUUCUAGUCUCGAUGCGCAGGUCAAGGGUUGUUGUCAGGGUGGUCAACAGAGGCCGCUCCUUCUGAACCGUAAAGCAAACACAACGUUAUCACGGGACGAUACGCCAGCUGUUUUCCCAAGCGCGUCUGGAACUGCUUAUCAUGAUCAAGGGCCAGUAUUUUCCGAAUUUGCAAAACGGGCCGUUGAAACGUGCGAUAAAGAGCAAACAAAGUACGGGGAUUUCCUAUCAAAAAUGUUCGACAAAGUGUUAAUGAGAAUUUUAGGACUGUCCCCUGGGGGCAGUACAACUCUUACUACGAACCCCUCUGUGCAAGGAACAUGGAGGAUAUUAUAUUAGAGGCGAGGCGCAUCAACGCGGAUGUUGGGAGGCUGCCUUCGAACGGACAAUCUCCUACUACAGUGAGCGACUUCAGCCUGAACGAGUGGUUCAGUCGUGCAAGGGAUCCGAUCUCCGGAGACGACAUCGAGAGGAUGAUCCGUAUGCUCGAAAGGGGAGCAUGAGAUGUAAACUUCCGAUGGUUCUGUGAGCAGUACUAGUGUCGGUGCGAUUCUGCGUGGUUUUUACCGCCUUGAAAACAAAUUGUAUCAGUGUCUAGAGUGAUCCGUCAGACGUUUCUUCUCGUAAAGUACGGUUCAGUAC
Messenger RNA from Suillus subaureus, 3300 nucleotides. RefSeq lists its product as uncharacterized. NCBI's taxonomy places the organism in Eukaryota, Fungi, Basidiomycota, Agaricomycetes, Boletales, Suillaceae. The transcript is spliced from 4 exons. Bases 217 to 2997 code for a protein of 926 amino acids. The record is from RefSeq and is a predicted model, not a curated record.